GCAGCAGUAGUAGCGGGACCCACCCCUCUCUCGUCCGCGAAAGAUCUCCGCGACGACAGCUUCAGGUGAGAAGAAGAGAAAAAUCAACCAUUAUUCUUACUCCGGUACUUUCUCUCUCUACAAACUUUGCUCUCUCUCUUCGAGCCGCCAGAUCGAUGAAUGUAGUUGGUUUUGAUUCCCUCGAGCUGUGAGAAGUCACUUGCUUCAGAGGUAGAUAAUUUGGACACUGAAACAAGUUGUUGGGGGAAAACUCUUUGUAGAUAUGAGUUAUUGCAACUGGGGUUGAGUAAUGGCGGGAAAUGCAAGAUUCGAGUUAACUUCGGGCAGUCAGGAACCUGGUUUUGCAGGCAACCAACCAAAUGGACAGAAGGGGAAAUUUUCAGUUCCCAGUAUGGAUAGGUCGGGAAGCUUCCGAGAGGGUGGUGAGAGCCGGAUAUUUGGUUUUGGUACUGGAAUGUCUCGUUGUAGUGGCACAAUGACCGGGAACUUACCCCCAUUGUCACAGUGUCUGAUGCUGGAACCGAUUAUGAUGGGAGUCCAGAAGUACACACGUUAUGGGGAGUUAAGGAGGGUUUUGGGCUUUUCUACCGGGAAUGCCUCGGAAGACAAUUCUUUUGGUGCCGCACAUUGCAAGCCUUCACCUCCAGUUACUAUGGAUGAACUAAAGCGUUAUAAAGCAAGUAUCGUGGAUGGCCUUUUCAAGGCCAGGGCUAGAGCAAAAAUUUUGGAAGAACACUUGCAGCAUUUGGACAAGUUUGUUGAAGGUGGAAGCUCCAAAAAGCAGCAAAGCAACGAGCUAAUAAAAAAUGAGCAAUCGGGUGGAUUGAGUUUAAAGAUGGCAACCCAGAUUCAUCAAAACCCUCCAGACUUUGUAACACAGAGACUAGAUGACCGGACUAAGAAUGUUGUUCUGAAUAAGCGUCAACGAACGUCGGUGGCAGAAACACGGGCAGAAUGCCAGAGCAAUGGACAACCUAGGCAGCCUCUUGUAAUGGCAAAAGAUCAAGACAUGUUUAAGGAUAGUGGUGCAGGUUCUGAUCUGGUCGGAGAAAAGACUCACAGAUUGCCUGCUGGAGGGGAAGGGUGGGACAAAAAAACGAAGAGGAAACGUUCAGUCGGUACAGCUUCUAUGAGACCAAUAGAUAGUGACAGAGAAUUGAAACGAGCAAUGCAUCAAAACCUUAGCCAUCAACCUGGCUUGCAAUCUUGUGAUGCCCAAGGUUUCAGGUCUGGAUCUUUGAAUGGUAUUAGUGGGAUCAACAAGUUGGAUCGUAGUUCCCCAACUGCUAAAUCUAAUGUCCGUGCAACAUCCAAUAAUGAGCAACAUAAGGCUGUUCUUCAAAGGAAUCUGGCAACCAGAUUAAAGAAGGACAGAAUUCUAGCAAAAGGAAAUGAUAAGUCAAAUAUUUGCGAUGACAAUCAUGUUUCUGGUCCUAGUAUAGUGACAAAAAGUAGGGCUUUGAGGGCACCGCGAACUGGUUCUGUAGUGGCAACAAAUACAUCUCCUAAUAUUCCUCGUGUAUCUGGAACAUAUGAGAGCUGGGAACAACCUCGGAAUGUGAAUAAAACUCAGUCAAUUACUGGGGCUGUGAAUAAAAUUUAUUCAAUUACUGGGGCUAACAAUCGCAAGUGUGUUGUGGCCUCCGGAUCACCCUCUCCACCCAUGGCUCAACGGGUUGUUCAGAGGCCACAGAAAGUUUCUCGCACAAGGAGAGCUAAUCUGGUUUCUCCAGUCUCAAACCAUGAUGGAAUGCAGAUAUCAUCUGAAGAGUGUUCCUCUUCUGAUUUUAGUGGUAGAGCGAGUGUUUGUGGAACCAAUGGUCUGCUGCUUUCCAAGGGUAUGGCUAAUCGCACCCAGAAGUGUAAAUUGAAACUUGAAAAUGUCACAUCCCCAGCUAGAUUAUCUGAAAGUGAAGAAUCUGGUGCUGGUGAAGACAGAUUUAAGGGGAAAGGUACUGGUAGUGAUGAUGUGGAGGAAAAAACUGUAAAUGCUAUGCAUAAUGCUGGUUCUUCUGUAAUGCUUACAAAGAAGAAUAAGCUACUUACUAAGGAAGAAACUGGUGAUGGUGUACGGAGACAAGGGCGGAGCAGAAGGAGCACUUCAUUUUAUAGGGCUAGCGUUUCACCUAUAACGGAGAAGUUGGAGAAUGCAGAUACAAGAAAUCCAUCUCGAAGUUCAAAGUCUGGUUCUGACAAGAAUGGAAGUAAGUUUGUCCCUUCUUCAAAGAAAUUGUCGGAUCGCAAAGGUUUUUCUAACCUUGGGCAUAUCCCGACUAGCAAUUCUCCAGACUUUACUGCACAAUCAGAUGAUGAUGAUCAUGAAGAACUCUUAGCAGCAGCAAAUUUCGCUUGUAAUGGUAGUUGUAUUGCCUGUUCUAGUUUAUUCUGGAAGAAGAUGGAGCCAAUUUUUGCUUCUGUCAGUUUUGAAGACAUAUCCUACUUAUCUGAACAGGGUGAUCUUCGACAUGGAGAAACUUCUCCAUCUCUUGUUGCUGGAGAAGGAAAUAGAAGCCUGCUAAAUCAAGUUAAUAUGAAAGAGUCAGCUAGGACAGUGGAGUUAGUUAAUCAAUUUCAGGAUAUUGAUACUUUAUGUGGAAGAUUAGACUCAGAAAGAAGAUUUAACGAAGUUACUCCAUUGUAUCAAAGAGUAUUAUCAGCUUUGAUUGAAGAAGAUGAUAUUGAAGAACUUGAAGAAAAUGGAAUGAGAAGGAAUGUGUUGCCUCAAUAUGCUACAGAUGACUCGCCAUAUGACACAUGUCUUCUUAUUGAUGCUGAACGUAGAAAGAGGGAUAGGAUGGAUUCUGAAUGCGAAUUAAUGCUUGGUGUUAAAACUAAGAAACAAGUUACUGUAAAUGAAAUUUUACCUUGUAAUGGGAGUACCACCUCUAACAGAAGUGCAAGCAUCCAAAAUCCUUCAUGUAAUGAUGACUUGCUGCAUGUAGAUGGUGAAUUUGUGCGUUCAGAGUUUGGGAUGUUGGCUGGGCUCUCUAGAAAUGAUAUGUAUGCGCCACAAAAUGUACAAACAAAUGAUUUUGGCAUUUCUUCCUCUAAUUGCCAACAUGAGCAGAUGUGUCUGGAUGAUAAGCUCUUGCUGGAGCUGCAGAGUAUUGGCUUAUAUCCAGAUAAAGUGCCUGAUCUAGAUGACAGUGAGGAUGAAUUGAUUAAUCAAGAGAUCGUCGCGCUGAAGAAGGGACUUCAUCAACAGAUUGGUAAAAAGAAGAUGUGCUUAGACAGAAUUUGUAAAGCUAUUCACAAAGGAAGGGAGAUGGAAAGAUGGGAGCUUGAGCAGGUUGCAAUGAAUAGACUUGUUGAGUUGGCUUACAAGAAGCAAUUGGCCACUCAAGGAAGUAGUGCUUCUAGAAGUGGGGUUGCUAAGGUGUCAAAACAAGCUGCCUUGGCUUUUGUGAAGAGGACUCUUGCAAAAUGUCGGAAAUUUGAAGAUUCAGGAACAAGUUGUUUCAGUGAGCCAGCCCUUCGGGAUGUCAUUUUUGCUGCACCUCAUCGGGGCAAUGAGGCAGAAACAUUGACUUGUCCUGCUUCGGAGGGUGCUAAUGAUAAACAUCCAGAAUCUCGUAACCUGCAGGCAGACCGCAUAGCCUCAGGCCCUUUUCCUGGUAGUGCUGAGAGGUGUGAUAUUGAUAAUAAGAGCAACGGGGGUUCAUUAGAUGGAUUUGAAACCCCUACCAAUCAGUCUGAUCUGUAUUUUGCCAAAAAUGGACCAAUAUCAAACCGCGGUAAGAAGGAAGUAUCACUUGAUGUUGUUGGUGGGAGCGCUGCCUUGAGAGCCACAUCAACUUUAGGUAGCAGUCUUUUGGGUGGAACAAAAGGAAAGAGAAGUGAGAGAGAGAGGGGCAAAGAUACUUCAACCAGAAAUGCUGUUGCCAAAGCUGGCCGUCCAUUGCUAGGCCAUGUUAAGGGUCAGCGUAAAACGAAAACAAAGACCAAGCAGAAGACCGCUCAGCUAUCAAUAUCAGGAAGUGAACAUGUCAGUAAAUUUUCUGAAACAACACAACCCGUGUACCCAUCAGCUGCUGGUGUUUCUAGUGAUGAACCAGUUAUGAAUUGCAGCAACAAAAAAAGAGAAGUUGGUUUGAUGUCCCCUGGUAAAAAUCCUAAUGAUUCAGUAAAGAAGGCGAAGGAACAAAUGGACUUUACAAAUUUGCACUUGCAUGAAUUAGACUCCCUUGAAGAACUUGGUGUUGGCGCGGACCUUGGUGGGCCUCAGGAUCUCAUUUCCUGGUUAAACUUCGAUGAUGAUGGUUUACAAGAUCAUGAAUCAGCGGGCCUUGAAAUACCUUUGGAUGACAUUUCGGAGUUGAAUAUGUUUUGAAAAUGACAAUGCAAUAGUAAAUUCUUACUAGGUUUAUUAACUGUUAGAUCAUAGAUGAGAUUUUUAUUUUUAUUUUUUUUCCUGAUGGAGGAAAAGCAGCUGUACAUAUCUCUCAGGCCAAAUGGCGCUUGUAGUUAUGAUCAUUCUUUCUUAUAGAAUCUUCAUUAUUGCAUGAAUAACAACAAAAUAUAGUUUUUCUAAGGGCCCA
This is a messenger RNA of Cornus florida, 4538 nucleotides long. RefSeq lists its product as uncharacterized. The record is from RefSeq and is a predicted model, not a curated record. Bases 290 to 4330 code for a protein of 1346 amino acids. Lineage: Eukaryota; Viridiplantae; Streptophyta; Magnoliopsida; Cornales; Cornaceae. The transcript has 15 exons.